Effrenium voratum is the source of this 3194-nucleotide messenger RNA. Lineage: Eukaryota; Dinophyceae; Suessiales; Symbiodiniaceae. The record is from the annotation of a GenBank genome assembly.
UCUCAUAGGUGCCCAUCAGCUUCGGCCAUGAACUCCUUUGGCCUGUGCACCCUUCGGAGCUUUUUCGGGCGCGAAGGCGAGCCCGAUGCAGAGGAUCAGCCCUCUCGGAUCGUGUUUUUCGAUUUCGACUUCACGCUAACGGUGAUCCAUGUAUUCAAGUCUCUGGCUGGCUGGGUGGAUGCACAAGUCUGCAUGCUGCCCAUGCGGGGCAUGAUCGUGCCGGAGCCCCACGCUUUGUCUGAGCGGGGUCAAUUAAGGCGACUGUCCGAGCUCGGACCGGCGUGGAUUGAACAAGCCUUUGGUGGUUUCAGCCGAGUAACAGCCAUCCGCAAGUUGCUUGACGGGCUGACGCAGAGUGGCUGCAGAAUCAUCCUGGUCACCCGCGGCUACGUGGGUGUGGCAAGAAAAUGCUUGAAAGAGGUCGGGCUGCUAGAACCCUUCGAAGCUCUCUAUGGGAACAUUGGAGUGGCAUACGGAACGCGGACGGCCUACGACGUUGAGACUGAGAUGAAUGGCAUUGGUGUUUCUGAAGAAAUCGAUCGCCUGUGGAGCAUGCUGGGGAAGUGGAAAGAAGGCGAGUGGGAUUCGAAGACUGAGAUCGUGCACAGGUAUCAGCACCAGGAGAUGUUGACGCGAAACCAGGUGCUUUUCGUGGACGACGACUCCCAGGAGCUCGCGCCCUUGCGGCACAGUGCGAUGACGGUCCACGCCAAGGGCAACGGCAUGGGCGCCGCAGAUAUGCUGGAGAUCCUGAACCUGCUGAGCCUUGGCUGCGCGCCCUGGGCCGAGGCCUGCUAUGACUUCUGGCAUGCGCUUCGGGAUCCCCUGGCCAGCAAGCCCUUCGCGAUCAUGAUGUUCAACCGGAAGCACAUCCCCAUCCGGAUCAGCCGGCACAUCGAGAUGCUGGAAUCCGAGUUCGCUGAGAGGAAGAGCUCCCUGCGGCGCUUCACCUUGCUGAUGCGCGAGCCUCUGCUCUUCUUGUCCAUCGCCCAGGAUGCGUACGUCAAGCAUGUGAACUUGACCGGAGACACCCGCUUUACUCUGUCCAGCUUGGCUCCGGUGAUUCAAGGUGUUCAAGAGCAGUUCGGCGUGGGUCCUAUAUUAUCUGAAGGAUCCUUCUGUGAUUGGCACAGAAUGAAGUCUCCAGAUGAUGAGGAGUGCUUUCAAGCAUGCAUCCAGCCGAUGCCCGUCACCAUCCCGUCAAACACCACAGGGCACUUGUACGAAGAGCCCUUGAGCAAGCGCACGCCCGAAGAGCCGGUGCAAACUUUGACCUCCCUGGUGCGGAUGUUCCAGCAGACGCUGAUCGGGCUGUGUCCCAUCACCCUGGCCACUGCUGGCAGGCACCGAAACACCAUCUGCUGCCACGAGGUGCACUCUUCGCCGGAAGAGGCGGUGUGGAGCCGGUACCGGAAGGUGAAGCACAUUGGUGCCGGGCACUUUGGGGAGGUCUUCCAGGCCAAGGAGCUUUGCAGCGGCCGAGAAGUGGCGGUGAAGCAUCUGGAGCGCCUCGAUCCCGAGGAGGAGGGCCAGGGGGACGAGGUGAGCGUGCUGAGGGCCCUGGCGCAUCCCAACCUGCUGCGGAUCUUCGAGGUGGUGAAGUUCCCCCGCGAGGUGCUGAUUGUGACGGAGCUGGCAGCGGGAGGCACCCUCUCCACAUAUGCGGAGCAACACGAAGAGGGCCCCUGGAUCUCAGGAGCUAUGCAGCAGAUCUUGAGCGCAGUGGCAUACUGCCAUCGCCAAUUUGUUUUGCACGGAGAUCUCAAGCCCGAGAACGUGCUGAUUGGCGGUCGGCGACCGGACGGUUCGCCUCUCUGCAUCGUCUGCGACUUCGGGCAUGCCACGGUGUGCCUGGGCUCCGCUCUGGUGGCCGCGCCCGGAGAUCCGCGCUACAUCCCGCCGGAGGUGAUCGCCAAGGAGAAUUUGUGCACCAGGAGCGACGUGUACAUGCUGGGGGUCACCGCUUUUGAGCUGCUCACCGGGGGGUGGCUGCCCUUCUUCAAUUUGAAGUCUGCGUCCUUGUCCAUGUGCUAUCAGCAGCUGAGCCGCGGGGGGGUGCACGAGCGGAUCUUGUCCGAGAAGGGCCUGGAUUGGAGGGACUUGGAGCGGCUGCGCAACGCUUGCCAGUCCUUGCAGAUUCCUGAGGUGCAGGACAUCGUGUUGUCCAUGAUGGCCCGCCAGGCCGCAGACCGGCCCGAAGCGAUCGAGGUGCUACGCACGAAUUGGCUGCAGGAUGCCCAUGGACCCUGCAUGAGCGCCUACGAUGCCAUGCUCAAGGCGGACGCCUCCAAUGGCUGGGGCCUUUGGGUGCCCCAGCAUCCCAACUUCGCCAAGCGCCUCGAGGAGCGCGCGGGGCUGAGUUCGACCUUCCGCAUGCUGCUGAGUUUGCUGGGCUCCGGGCUGCGUUCCGAGUGGCUGCUGGGGGCGCGCCUGCUUUUUCGGCGCAUGGACGAGGGGGGGAACGGGCAUUUGAACAAGAAGCAGUUUUGCAAGGCGGCGGUCAGCGCCGGCCUCCCUUUGGAGGUCUCCGAGGCCCUCUUCGCGGCCGGGGAUUUGCACAUGCAGAGCUAUUUGGAUUUCAAGAACGUGGUGAUGCUUUUCUUGGAUCUGGAGGCCUUUAGCACCGAAGAGCUCUUGGGAGAGCUGCGCUUCCUAGUGGCACGCAUCCGCGGACCCCGGCGAAGCGAGUCGAGAGGCGAUGUCAGCCCCAGGUCCUGCUGGUCUUCCUCUUCCGAGACCUCCUUCAGGUUGUCGGACCUGCAGGCGAUGCUCCGCGCGCGGCCCGAUGCGCGCAUGGAGCUGUGGGUCCAGGAUCUGCAGGCGGGGCUGGGGCCCGGGGAGCACGACUUCACCCCGGAGCUGCUGCUGAGGCUUCUGCAGCAAGACUGCUUUGAUCAAUCCUCAAAGCACAGCUGAAGCAGGAAAGGGAAACCACUAUGUCACGUCGCAUCGAUCGAAAAGGGAGGAACGGCAGAGAGAUGCGAAUUGAUUGACCAUACUACAAGCGCAAUGCCGCUAUGGCGAAUCGGCAACUGGAUGCGGCUGGAAGGAAUCGCAAUGGCUGUGGUCUGGAGGGUCGAAGAGCAAAUUGGACAAUGGAUCCGGCUGGAGAAGCGGGCGCCAAGGGGACCGACCAUGCUCAGCAAAAGGAUUUGGCGCGAAGCUCUGAAGAUGGCAAAAGGCCGCGUGUCGGG